Necator americanus (New World hookworm) is the source of this 3030-nucleotide messenger RNA. RefSeq lists its product as uncharacterized. Gene Ontology annotation, molecular function: ligand-gated sodium channel activity. The record is from RefSeq and is a predicted model, not a curated record. Lineage: Eukaryota; Metazoa; Nematoda; Chromadorea; Rhabditida; Ancylostomatidae. Bases 1 to 3030 code for a protein of 1009 amino acids. Gene Ontology annotation, cellular component: plasma membrane. The transcript has 28 exons. Gene Ontology annotation, biological process: sodium ion transmembrane transport.
AUGAAUAGUGUUAAAGCGCCGUCUAACUGCACAACAGGUCCAUGCAAAACGAAAUCUAACGUUCAUCCCAUGGCUUUGAAACUACCGACGCUUGUUAUCGAGCCGGAGGGAACUUUGAAAAAAGUGCCAUCGAACACAGAUAGUAGGGUGUCUUUUUUUCUGCCUGAUGAACUUCCACCCGAGCCUACUAGUUCUGCUUCACUUGCGCCGCCACAACAUUACGGCUCAUCUCGUGGAUCGAUAUUCGAAUCCACAAGUCGUCUCAAAAAACGGGCAUCACAUAUAAUAUUGGAAGUUCCGGUGGCUCAGUUGAAAAAAAUCAAUGAAACUGAAGGAGUUGGAUCGAUUAAGAGGGAAUCGAAGCAUUUUUGCGACAAUACUACAUUGCAUGGUCCUAAGCGUGUGUACUAUGGCAAAAAGUUCUCAUUUGUGUUCUGGAUCGUAAUGUUGAUGGUCUCAUUAGUGUUAUUAACACUGCAAGUCGUUACGCUAAUAUCCAUGUACGUUAGCCAUCCUACCGUAUCUCAGGUUUCAUUUCUAAUCAAAGACGAUGGAAUUGAGUUCCCGUUGGUUACAUUAUGCAACUUCAAUCCAAUAAAAAAGAGCUACAUAAGACAUAUAAACAAGACUCAUGAUUUCUCCGACGAUCUUCUUGAUUAUCUUAUGGAGUUCUUGAUUGAUGCCAACACACUGUACGGUACAGCUGAUAGGGCGAAUUUGCAUGUGGGUGAAAAAGCUCUCGAAUCGUAUCUGAUGACACAUCCUAACUUUACCGUCCAGGAAUUUUUUAUGGAUGCUGGGUUUGAGUGCGAAGAAUCUAUGAUGCUCUGCUCUUUUGGGGGUCGGCAGUUCAGUUGUUGUCAGUACAUGACAGCAAUGUUGACAAACCUAGGAAAGUGUUACACCUUGGAUCUGCAGAGCUCCGGGAAAGACUGGAUGGAAAAACAGAUGGAAGCCGGUGUAACCGCUGGACUGCAGAUAAUAACAGAUGUGCAUCUUGAGGAGCAGUUUGACGGAACUGGUGACGAUGCCGACCCAAUAUUUUCGGAUGAUUUUGAAAAUGGCUACCGCUACUAUGUGCAUGCUCCUGCGACAGUACCGUACCUUGUGUCUGAAGGUAUCAGUGUUUCUCCAAGUACACGAGUAUAUUCAGCGAUCUCAACGAACAGUUAUAUUCUGCUCUCAGCUGAACGAUGGGGUAACUGCACUUCAAAAUGGCCGCAUGAUUUUGAUUCGCAGCUACCGUAUUCCGCGGUGAAUUGCGAUUCGAUAUGCAAGGCAAAGUUCUUCAAUGCAAAGUGCGGAUGCAGCCCAUUUACCUACGACAUCGAGAAAUCAUUUUCCCUGUGCACUCCCUUUCAGACCGUACGAUGUAUUGAUGACUAUAUAAGAAAAACAGUUAACGGUGUCGCCUAUUACGAUAUUCCGAGAUGCAGUGAGUGUCAGGUUGAAUGUGACAGCGUUGUAUAUCAUGCUUACAACUCAUAUGGUCAUGGAUUCAGCAAUGGUGCCUUGAAAUGGCUGAGUAAGAAGAAUAGUUCUUGGAGCAUACCACACAUGAAAGCAAAUUUCCUCACAAUAAAUGUGUUUUUUCGUGAUAUGUCAUAUACGGAGUAUAUGCAAGUUCAAGGAACUACUCUGACUGAGACUCUUAGUGAUAUUGGUGGAAACAUGGGGCUAUUCCUAGGAAUGAGUGUUAUAACAGUGAUUGAAGUGGUAAUGUAUUUUUCGAAGAUUGGUUGGAUCACGAUUUCUAAGAAGAGAAGGAAUUAUAUGUACCAAAAAAAGGCUAAUGAGAAGGAACAUGAGAAACAACUGGAGGAAACAGUAAAUGGAUUCAGAUUAUUCCGAUCUCGCAAGUAUGCAAACGACAUGAGCCAUACAAGAGCUCGAAUUCGAGCGUUGACCGAUAAAGUGUCAUCUGAGAACGAUGCAGAGAGCAAAUCAACUUCAGAGAGGGAAAGCGAUGCGACGGAUCGAAGGUCACGAUUUUUCAAUGAAAACACUGAAUCAUACUACAGCGACAAUCCAGAAAGGAAUCGAAACAGCGUUGUAGAGCUAAAGAUCAAUCUGCGGGAUCUGGAACAUGUGAACAACGGAUAUAUGCAGGUCAAUUCUUGCGCAAAUAUUAGGACACCCUACACAUUCUUCUACUCGGGGAAGAAGAAACUUGUCUACUCGCGAAAAGCCAUCUUCAAGCACUUCACGAUCACUGCUACAUUAGAGAGGACCAAUGAUUCCGAAAGAAACUCGCUCAAAUCAGUUUCGGGACCUUCACUUCCAUGGUCGGAUAAUUUAGUAAAACUUGAGAAAAUGUCGAUUGAAAAAGUCACUAAAGAACAAGAACAGAUACUGAUCCGGAGUAAUAUUCCCCCAAAUAUGUGGCCAUAUGUGAACAUUACUGCCGUUGUUGAACGUUGGGAACGAAAGAGGAACGCUACCGAUGGAGGUGUGAUCUUAGACGAGGAUGUGAAUGAUGAUUUUGAUGAUGAUAACGACGAUCCAUCGCUAAAUAAAAUGCACAACGAUGAUCAAGCAGUUUCUGGUUUAAUGGCAGCAUUUGCGACAAACAAAUUAAAAAAUGUCGGAGAAGCUGAAGAACUUGCCCACAAGCAAUGCAACAAGGACGCUAUGAAUGUGAAACAACAUGCGAUAUGUGUCGUUAGAUUGUUGCAAGCGGAAGAAAAAUAUCAGCAAUGGCUGAAAAAGCUUGAAAAAAAGGCUGGAGAAGAUGGAAAAAUCAGGCUACCAAAGGAAAAUUUGAAUGUGAUUGGGCAGUCGAGACUGCAACGAUUGAAUAGGCUUGAGACGCUUCUUCGAAGCUUCGGUGCUAAAAAUCGUGAAAUUUCAAGACAACGACUCCGUAAUUCCUCUUUAGGAGUGGAAAAACUCAUCAACGGACGUUAUUCAACUGCAAAUAGUUGGGUGGGUGGAUUCAGAAUGCGUGCCAAACGCUCUAUCAGUUCACGUCAACUGUUGAAAGUUAAACCGGUUACAAAAGAUCGAUAUGAUUUGGCAAAUGGUAUAUGA